Styela clava is the source of this 1640-nucleotide messenger RNA. RefSeq lists its product as uncharacterized. The record is from RefSeq and is a predicted model, not a curated record. Lineage: Eukaryota; Metazoa; Chordata; Ascidiacea; Stolidobranchia; Styelidae.
CGUGCAGCCCUGCACUAGAGAUCGUAAAUAUUGUUCUGGCGCAUUGAGGAUCACAGACCUCAUGCCGAAUGUAUUAGACGUACGAUGGUCAGAUAUAAUGAGGUUUUACAGUUAGCACUGCUGAUGCACAUCAAAUUGCGAUUGAAACAAGCCUGUAGCUGAUCCACAAUCAAGAUGGACACAAUCGACAAUACAGGAAUGAUGGCUUUAACGAUUUUGGCCAUGGUGGCCUUGAUCUGCAUUUAUGUUUUCACUGGAAUAAGCGUUGUACGAAACAAUCCACUGUUCCGAAACAGCGUGGGAGAAGUAUCUCGUAGAUAUGAAACGGAUAUAACACCAGCAAAUUACGCUUUUGGAAUUUGGAACCUCAUAUUUCUAUGGGAGGCAGCUUGGGUGCUUUUUGCCGUCAGCAGUAUAUGGAGAACGACGGCCGAAGGACCUAUUUUGAUGAAUCCGGACGUGUUGCCAAUGGAAUUCUACAUAUUCUGGAUACUUAGCUGUGUUUUCUACGUUGGAUGGCUUUUUCUCUGGGACAGAGAAUACUUACUGAUAGCAUUUAUUGAUUUGCUCCUUCUAACUUUAUCCGGAUACGCAGCCGUUGCUUUCCAAGGCAUCGCUACUGCAAAAUAUGCCGAUGAACUAAGCAAAAAAUCUGAUGUAGACUUAACUCUUAUAUACGUAUUGGUACAAAACGGCACUGAUCUAUUUUAUUCUUGGACAACCAUAGCGACAUUGUUGAAUUUGUCCAGUGCCCUGACCUAUGACCCCAUGGUCAAGAAACGCGUGAAUAAAAUUACAUCAGGAACUAUUGCUCUUGCAGUUCUGGGUGUUCUUGUAAUCGGCUGGUCUGUGUGCGAGAAUACAGUGUUUUAUGAAUAUUUUAAAUACGUUUAUGCUUGGUAUGGUGUGCUUUUGUGGGCGUGCUCCGGUAUUCUGGUGAAAAAUUUUGACAAAACAAGCAGAAAUUCCAUAAUAACAGUCAUUCUUCUUUGUGUCAUCAUCGUUUGUCUGGUGGCAAAGAUUGCAGUUUACACCGUCUCGACCUUCGGUUGAAUUUGAAUUGAAAUAAUUAGUAGUAAUAGAGAAAGACUAAAGAAAUAAUGGAAGUUCGCGAAAACCAUUUUUGAAGAUUCAUCCUAAAAAAAUAUUGUUAAUAAAUUUCAAAUAAGAGGUUUGAUUCCCAGUAUUCCAUUAUUAAUUUUUUUAGUAUAUAUGAGUUAUAUAUACAAGUUUCCAUUGCUUUACCUAUAACUCUAUAUGCCUCAGUUUGAGGUUAGUUGAAGCGUUAAUGCUAAUUUCAUACCAAAGUUUUAAAGGGGGCUGUUUUUUAUUUCUAUCAAAAUUUUUUUUCAAAAGUAAAUUGUGUAAUACACAUGUCUGAUAUAUAUAUAGAUAUAUAUCAAGACAAGUCAGGUCAUUGUCAAUAUUUUCAUAGUGUAUAUAUUCUUGUUGUCUUACUUGUUUGGGCCUGAAAAUAGCCAGGAUCUUAAUCAGGAUUUGAUGAGCAUUUGAGGUAAAUGGUAAGUCUUUAAAAUUUGUAUUUGUGUUUUAAUUUUUUGAAUAUAUAUGUUGGGAUAAAGCAAUGUUUUAUUAUAUGGUUUGUUUUGCAGUAUUUGUAACCUGUGAUAUUGUUUUGAAAG